Chara braunii is the source of this 1916-nucleotide messenger RNA. The record is from the annotation of a GenBank genome assembly. NCBI's taxonomy places the organism in Eukaryota, Viridiplantae, Streptophyta, Charophyceae, Charales, Characeae.
CUUCGAAUGCACUUGUGCCAUACCAACCUCGUCACAUCGUUCCGCACCAAGCAUUGAAUGGUUGGAACACUUGGAAUUCCAGGCCUAGAUCUGCAGAGGGAGAGAUUCUGGCUUUAGUAAGGGAACUGGCCUACGAUCACAGAGAGUUGAGAGAAUCUCGUAGGUUAGAAAGCGAGCGACGUAUGAGAGAAGAUCAAGAAAGAGUUGUCAGGGAAGCAGAGAUGAAACGAAUCGAGGACGAGGCUAAGAAGGAGGCGGAAAAAGAGGCUAGGCUAGCCAAAAUGAUGGAUGAGAAAAUGGAGAUGGAAAAGAAAAGGGAGGAGGAUAAUAAGAAGUUGUGGGAAAAAAUCGGUUUGAAAAAGGGUUCAGAAACUGGAACGAACUUCAAGGCAGUCGGUAAUGGUGAUAACGCCAAGAAGAGAGGUCAGGAGGAUGUAGCCGGCGCCGCUGUCGCGCAGCCUUCAACUCCGAGACAGCGUGUCAACGAGGUAGGGGCUUUGGAUGCAGGACUACUGCUCAUGAACCUGGACAAUGUACAGCGUACACAGGUGCAGCAGGGCCAGAUGUUUGGACGCGCACAGAACCAGCAGAACCUGAUGUUUCAGCGUGUCAUUGGGCUCAUCGAUAAGAUUGAAGCAUCACACAGAGGCGCUACCUUCUCUGCGGCUAUUCCUACUCACGUUGGUCCAUCUGCCAGAGUUGCAGCCCCUCCCGCGGAAGCACCGUCCGCUGAAGCCACUGUGGCAGGUGGCUCUAAUAACCCUUCGCAUGCCCAGAAUGUUCGCACAACACAUCCUGUAGCUCCUUGUCCGACUGCCCCUUCCCAUCCUCAGCACCCGAAUGUUGUGAUCCCUCCCCCUCCACCUCCUCCUCCUCCGCAUGCUCCUCCUUUUGUUCCACCUAUCGGCACUUCUUCUUCUCCUCCUGCCCCGCAGUCUCUGCCACGUGCUUCUCGACUACCCGAUUCCCUGCCUCCCCCUCCAGCUCCUUCCAACAGAAGAGCUCCGGGUGUCGUGAUUAAAGAGCAGUUCCCAAGGACUGCCAAUCACCCUAUCACUCAUAGCAUGGCACCUAACGCUGCACAGCAAGAUCAAGGUGACGCUGGACCCUCUAGGGUUCAAGCCGAUACUCCCAACGGUAGAUCGACAGGGAGACUAGCCGAGGUUUUUGCUUCAGUAGCCGGGACGGCAAGACGCAUGUCCAGUAGUUCUUCCUCAAUGGGUGCAUCACCAGGGCUGGGCUUUGACCGCCUAAGGGAAGGGAUUAAAGCCAUUGUCGCCAAUCCUGGCGCAGGGGGGAGGAGGCAGUAUCGGGAAGAGAUGGAGAAAUUCUUGAUGGGAAAAUAUAAGAAUGAGCUUGUGGAAUUAUCCAAUAAGGAUGAGAUCAAAUAUCAUAAUAAGAAACAAGCCGUUGUCGAUAUCACAGCCAUUCGAGUAAACGAAGCAUACGGAGACGAAGACGAGGAGGAGGAUCGCGACAACGACACGACAGAGGAAACUCAAGAGGAGAAUCCUUCUUGAGUCCUAUCGCGAACCCCGUUGGUUAUGGCAACAAGUGUCUGAUCUCUGCGAGGUAAGGACUAGCAGGAAAGUGAAAGGUAAGGAAAGACGGUGGUUAGAACAAAAGCUGAGAUUUUUUAUUCUGCCACUAGUUUUGGCUGGGCAGAUUACAUGGGGUCUGAAGUUUGUCGACCAGUGGGUCGAGUCAGUUAACGAUAUUUGUGAAGGUGAAGGUUGUUGCGUCUAUGUACUUCUCUCACCAUGGCUUAAGGCUACCUAUAUUGGAAGUACCACUAGGGGUAUAUCAGAUAGGUGGGAUGAGCAUGUGGGAUCUACGAAUCGAUUCUCAACCAGAUGUAACCAUAAGUUGAGAAGAUGGUUGGGUACUAAGGGAUGGGAUAAAUAUGUGGCUAUUCC